GCUUCGGAUUCAAGGAAGUCUGAUGGCACCUUUCCAUUCCCUCCCUUGGUUCGGAUUCAAGGCUGUUGAUGCUAAGCGUUUUGCCCAACAGUUUGCAUAGGCAAAGCCGAAGCCGAGCACACACACAGCGGCAGCAACCCAUCCAUAUCCAUAUUUUUCGAAAUCCGAAUCCAAAUCCAUCUCCUCCAUCCUCCUCUCGCGGCGGCUCCGACCCCAUGGACCCGAUGGAAGGCGACGCGGCGAGCGCGGCGGGCGACGACCCCAUGGACUUCACCUGGACCGCGGGCGUCGACCCCGACCCCGACCCCGCGCCCAACCCGCCGCAGGAGGCGGAGGCGGAGGCGGAGUCCAUGAUCCUCGUCUCCGGCCCGCGCGUCGCCGUCUCCGGCCUCAGGCGGGCCGACUGCCGCGCAGGUGAAUGCGUCCUGUUCGUCAACUCCGGCGGGUGCGCCAUCCAAGGCGACCAUCCCUCUGCAAACUUGUUUUCCAGCGACUCUUUCUUUCAAGGAGGGGAGUCGAUAGAGACAUCCGAGACCAUAGUUGAAGGCGGCGACUAUCCCUCGCUCUACAGCUCGGCACGCUACGGCGAUUUCACCUACACAUUCGACGGCCUUGCCCCUGGAGACUAUUACCUGGAUCUGCAUUUCGCGGAGAUAGUGCACACUGCCGGGCCAACAGGAAUCAGAUCUUUUGAUGUCCUCGUGCAACAAGACAAGAUUUUGUCUCAACUUGAUAUGUUCAAGGUGGUCGGAGGUAACAGGCCCCUUCAGGUUCUUGACAUCAGGGCUUUUGUCGGGAGCAAUGGUGCUAUCAUCAUCGAUUUCAAGGGAGUAAGAGGAAACCCCAUGGUUUGUGGCAUCUGCAUUCGGAAAUCCCCAGCAACACCAGCGGCAAAGUUAGGUGCACGCGGGAGUGGCUUAUGCAAAAAAUGCUUAACUGAUGUUGAGAUUUCUUCACCUAUUCAGAAAAGGACAGCUAAACUCAUCUCAAAGUACGAAAAACAGAUCGAGGAGCUAACCAGCCAGUGCUCCAUCAAGUCUGACGAGUGCUCCAUGGCGUGGUCUUUAGUAGAAUCUACCAAUCAAGAACUUGACAGGCUUAAGAUGGAGCUUCACCAAAAGCUUGUGCAAACUGAUAAUUUUGAACAAGUCCUUGACACACAAACGGACCAACUAAGAAAAGUUUCUCAGAACUACGAAAAUGACAAGAAACUAUGGGCUGCUGCCAUAUCUAACUUGGAGAGCAAAAUCAAGGCCAUGAAACAAGAGCAAGCACUGUUAUCUCUUGAAGCACACGACUGUGCGCACGCGAUUCCUGAUUUGAGUAAGAUGAUUGAAGCUGUUCGAGCCUUAGUUGCACAGUGUGACGAUCUGAAAAUGAAGUACCACGAGGAGAUGGCCAAGAGAAAGAAACUUCAUAAUAUUGUCCAGGAGACAAAAGGAAAUAUUAGAGUUUUCUGCAGAUGCCGCCCCUUGAGCAAAGUUGAGACAUCGUCAGGGUACAAAUGUGUUGUAGAUUUUGAUGGAGCAAAUGAUGGCGACAUUGGGAUUAUAAAUGGUGGAACAGCAAAAAAGACAUUCAAGUUUGACAGAGUCUACACCCCAAAGGAUGACCAAGCUGAGGUUUACGCCGAUGCAUCUCCACUAGUCACGUCAGUGCUAGAUGGAUACAAUGUAUGCAUAUUUGCAUACGGACAAACAGGAAGCGGGAAGACCUUCACCAUGGAAGGGACUGAAAGGAACAGAGGAGUAAACUAUAGAACUCUGGAGGAGUUGUUCAAGAUUGCUGAGGAGAGAAAAGACACUGUCACGUACAACAUAUCUGUUAGUGUGCUUGAGGUGUACAAUGAACAAAUCAGAGACCUCCUUGCAACAUCCCCUUCAUCUAAGAAGUUGGAGAUCAAACAAGCAGGUGAAGGAUCCCAUCAUGUGCCCGGCAUAGUUGAGGCCAAAGUUGAGGACAUAAAUGAAGUUUGGGAUGUCUUACAAACUGGAAGCAAUUCGAGGGCUGUAGGGUCAAACAAUGUGAAUGAACACAGCAGUCGCUCACACUGGUUGGUCAUAACUAACAUUAUUUUUCAUUUCUCCAUGGAGUACCUUCCUGCUUGUGGUAAAAAUGGUUUGACCUUUAUCAUUUUUUUCAGCAUGCUUUGUAUCAUGGUUAGAGCAAAGAACCUGAUAAAUGGGGACUGUACAAGAAGUAAGCUUUGGUUAGUUGAUCUUGCUGGAAGCGAGCGGUUAGCCAAGACAGACGCGCAAGGUGAUCGGCUCAAGGAAGCACAAAAUAUCAACAGGUCGCUUUCUGCUUUAGGGGAUGUCAUUUCUGCUCUUGCUUCCAGAAGCAGCCACAUCCCUUACAGGAAUUCCAAGCUGACGCACUUGCUCCAAGACUCUUUAGGAGGGGAUUCGAAAGCCCUAAUGUUUGUGCAAAUUAGCCCAUCCGAGAAUGAUGCGUCGGAAACCUUGAGUUCGUUGAACUUUGCAAGCCGUGUCCGUGGUAUAGAACUGGGCCCAGCAAAGAAGCAGGUGGACACAGCCGAGCUUCAAAAGGUCAAACAGAUGCUUGAAAGGUCUAAGCAGGAAGCCAAGCUUAAGGAGGAAUCUUUGAGAAAGCUGGAAGAGAACUGUCAAAAUUUAGAGAGUAAAGCCAAGGGAAAAGAGCAGCUUUACAAAAACUUGCAAGACAAGGUGAAGGAGCUUGAAAGCCAACUAGACUCUAAGAUGCAUUCUCAAAUUACGUCGGAAAAGAGUCAGCUUUCUGGAAAACUUAAGGAGAAGGAAGAAGCAUGUACUGCGCUACAGCACAAGAUAGUGGAGUUGGAGCGUAAGCUUGGACAGCAGCAGCAGUCAGACUCUGAGGUCGCAGCUCUUAAGCAAACGAUUGAGGAGGUGGAGCUGAAACUAAAGGAGCAGGAAGAGCAAAGAUCAGCUGCAGAAUCAAAGGCAAUGGAAAUGGGGCAAGAACUCUUGGAAGCACAGAAAACAGAGUCAAUGCUUCAGAGCAAGCUGCUCGACCUCGAGAAGAAGCUGCAGGAGAUGACAAAACUCAAAGACGCAAGCACGAUGCCUGACCCAAAACCUCAAGACGCUAGUAGCACGAUGAUGCCUGAACCAAAGCCUCAAGGCACUAGUAGCACGACGAUGCCUGAACCCUCAAACAAUAAUCUAGUCACAAGGGUUCUUCCUGCCACCCCUGUGGAGACAAACGUGGUGCCGGCUUGUUGUGCGAGGGAGGAGGCGAUGAGCGAGAAGGCGCAGCAGCACCGCCGCAUCCUGAGGAGCUCCGACUCGGCCAACAAGCGCUCCCUGUUUGCCCCGGAGGCGGCCGUCGUGAACGAGAGGAAGAGGAAAGGGGAGGAGAGCCACCCUCGUGCGGGUGGCGGUGGUGGUGGCGGUGGCAGGCAGAACGCCGGGCGGAAGAGGAGCAGCAUGCAGGGUGAGGUCGAGAACCAGCUCCCUGCUGCCGCCGCCGCCGUGGCGAGGAAGAGGAGCCUGCAGGGCGGCGAGGUGAGGUCGAAGAGGGCGUCGAUCCCGGCGAGGCCUUGGACGUCGGCGGCUGCUGCUGCGCAGAAGGUGGUGGUGGCUCCUGGUUCCAGGAUGACCAGGCAGCAGCAGCAGCAGGCGGCGGUGGCGAGCAGCAACAAGACCAAGGGGUGGGUGAGGUGAGGUAGGCUGCGAGCGUUUAGGUGCGUGUGUUGUAGUAGAUGAGAUGAGAUGAGAUGAGAUGAGACGAGACGGGACGGGACGGGACGGGACGCCAUUGCAUUUGCAUUGCUCUAGUGAUGACCGACUUGUCUGUAACUUUGUUUGUUUGUAGUAUUUGUACUUUAUACUAGUUGGUACGUACUGCAGAGUUGCAGUGAAUGAAUGAAUGAAUGAAUCACAACCUGUGUGUUGUUGUUGUUGUUGUUGUUA
This is a messenger RNA of Triticum dicoccoides, 3914 nucleotides long. Its product is annotated as kinesin-like protein KIN-14E. The coding region runs from base 69 to 3665 and encodes 1198 amino acids. Gene Ontology annotation, molecular function: ATP binding; microtubule binding; microtubule motor activity. The record is from RefSeq and is a predicted model, not a curated record. Gene Ontology annotation, cellular component: microtubule cytoskeleton. The transcript has 19 exons. Lineage: Eukaryota; Viridiplantae; Streptophyta; Magnoliopsida; Poales; Poaceae. Gene Ontology annotation, biological process: microtubule-based movement.